AACGUAAAUCGUUUUUCUGUCGCAAACCAUUCGUCGAACCCAAACAAAUAAGUGAAACUACUUCGUGGAUAAUUGUAGUUUUUUGCAUUUUUAGGCUUUGACGGGAUGGCCGCCUCUUCGUCCUCGUCCUCUGCGGGGGGAGUGAGUGGCAGCUCGGUCACAGUUUCUGGGUUUAGCGCCUCGGAUCUGACACCUCCGAGAAAAGUGCUGUUCACGUACCCCAAAGGAUCCGGAGAGAUGAUGGAGGAUGGCUCAGAUAGAUUUCUCUGUGAAUCCGUGUUCAGUUAUCAAGUGGCCUCGACGUUAAAACAAGUCAAACAUGAUCAGCAGGUGUCGCGGAUGGAGAAGCUGGCGAGUUUGGUGGAGGAGCUGGAGGCGGACGAGUGGAGAUACAAACCCAUAGAACAACUUUUAGGUUUCACGCCUUCAUAAAUAUAAAAUAAAUAAAACCCAAAGGCAGAAACGAAAACGGGACUUUGAGCCGAAAUCUGCCAAAGACACGAGAGGAAAGAAAGAUACCUGUAGGUUUUUAACAUGUAAAAGGUGCGUUGCGUAACUUUCCUGGUGCUUUUUCCUCCAUGGAGAUGUUGUUGCUUUGUCUGGAAUGUUUCACAGUCUGGUAUUAAACCUUUUUGUCGUCCUGGAAACCAUACCAGACCAAGUUGCAGGUCAGAUCUGUGGAGAGGCGACCCCGCUCACAGUCAGAAUCUUUGUUUUUCGAGGUAUUUUUGAGCUGUAAAACCACCUGUAAUUGAAUAAACGUAAAGUAGUAGAGCUGUUUAAAGUCACACUGUGGAACAUUCCAGAUAGAGCAGUGGCAUCUCCAUAGCAACAAGCAGGUGGCGGACCCCAAAAAGUUACACAGUGCACCUUUACGUCAUGGGGUUAGCUAUAAUAACAUUCAUCGGUUUCUACUUCAUAUCAUUUCUUCCUGAUUUGAAGAAUUUUGUGAAGACCUUUCCUGGCUCGAAAGUUAUAAUCUUUUGGUCUGAAUUGCCUUAUUGCCAUGACAACGGAGGACGGUUGCCACGGCAGAUCCUUCAAACUAAGAACGAUCUUUAUGUUUACGCCCGAAACCCAUGAAAUGACCGCCAUCUUUGCCCGAUGUGGAGCCUUACCCGAUUUGGCACCGCGUUUCAAACUGAGCACACCCAGAUAUUUCGUAAGUUGCUAUGGUAACCGAUAGGGGUGUAACAAUAACCAAAACAUCGUGAUAUCGUAUCGUCAAAGUUCACACAAUAAUAUCGUGGGCCUUCACAAUAUAACAAAUCAUAUGUUUCUUUGGUAAAUUAAGAGUUAUGGUGCAGCAAUAGCUAAAAAAACAUAAGGAACUACAUAGACCAUGAUCCUUUGCUCUGUUUUGGUGCAGACUACAAGAAGAAAUAACAGUUCUAAGCACUUUUAAGUCUUAAUUCUUUGGAUUAAGUUAAGACAUUUUAAGAGAUAUCGCAAUAAAUAUCGUACCGUGGGAUUUGGAUAUUGUUACAUCCCUGGUAACCGACCGUAUUUUGGACAAACCUCAUUUCUGAGAUUCGUUUUCGUUCGAUCAAAUUUACUCUUAGGAUAUAAACUUCUUAAAGGUGCACUGCGUAACUUUUCUGGUCUGAUCUGCCGCCUGUUUGUUCCCCUGAUGUUAUUGCUUUGUCUGGAAUGUUCCGUAGUAUGACUUUAAACAUAUCCAUCUAGCGUUUAGUCAUUACAGGUGUUUCUGUGGCUCAAAAAUACAAUAAAUCCUACUGUGAAUAAGGGCGACUCCACGGAUCUGAGCCAUAACCUGCUUGGGACGGAUGAGUUUAAUCUACACUGUGGAACAUUCUAGACAAAUAAGCAAUAACGUUUCCAUGGAGACAAGCAGGCAGGUGGGACACGCUCUACUAGAAAUGUUACGCAGUGCUUCUUUAACUGGUAAAAACUUGAUGAAAGUCCGUGAAGUUUUGGCAUAAUGUAUGUAAACUGUUAAUAAACGUUACAAAACAGAUAACUUUGAUGAUUGUGGUUAAAUAUAAUAAUUUUAGAUUCUGUUUCAAGAAUAAACUGUGAAAUUGACGAA
This is a messenger RNA of Boleophthalmus pectinirostris (great blue-spotted mudskipper), 2050 nucleotides long. It is a transcript of the gene anapc16, whose product is annotated as anaphase promoting complex subunit 16. Gene Ontology annotation, biological process: protein ubiquitination. NCBI's taxonomy places the organism in Eukaryota, Metazoa, Chordata, Actinopteri, Gobiiformes, Gobiidae. Bases 106 to 432 code for a protein of 108 amino acids. Gene Ontology annotation, cellular component: cytosol; anaphase-promoting complex; kinetochore. The record is from RefSeq and is a predicted model, not a curated record. The transcript is spliced from 4 exons.